CAGUUACAUUUACAAAGACCUUUCAUAAUAUCACUUUACAAUGAUCUAAUUUAGUGUUGGAUUUAUGUCCUUUUACUUGCUGGGAGUAUGCAAGAAAUGAUGCACCUGUACUGCCAACUAGCACCACUAGAGGGCAGUGUAAUUGACAGUUACUGUGGGAGCAAAGAGCUGGCAGUGUUCACACACACACCAAUGACGUUUAUGCCAUGCCAUGAUUUGACAGCAUGAAUCAGGAAUGCAGAUAGAAAGAAUCACAGGACUAAUCGAUACGUGGUCAGCAAACAAUGGGUUUGUUGGAGUCUAUCUACUCUGUGGAUAUAUACAGGGUUGUGCACCUCGCUGCUGUAUUUUGUCUAUCCGUGGUGUUGGCAAAGGCAAUUCUGUUGUACCAAAGAUGUACAGAAAUCUCUAAAGCAUUGAAAGCUUUUCCAGGACCUCCUAGCCACUGGCUGUAUGGACAAGCUAAUGAGUUUCACCAGGAUGGGCAAGACCUUGACAGACUGUUGAACUGGGGAUUACAGUAUCCAUAUGCAAACCCUGUUUGGUUUGGGAAAUUCGUUGUGUAUAUGAACAUCACUCACCCAGAAUAUGCCAAGGCUUUACUAUCCAGAACAGAUCCCAAGGAUACUAUCACUUAUCAUCAUUUAAUUUCCUGGAUUGGUAAAGGAUUAUCGGUUUUAUCUGGACAGAUAUGGGACAAACACAGAAAGCUGCUAACUUCAUCGUUUCAUUUUGAUGUACUGAACCUGUAUGUAAAUCAGAUGGCAGAGUCUACAAAGAUCAUGUUGGGCAAACUUGAAGAACAAAUAACAAGUUCGGACACCAUUGAUAUCUACCCAUAUGUCACCUUGAUGACGCUGGAUACCAUAAUAAAGUGUACACUUGGUUGGAACAGCAACUGCCAGAUAGACAGGGAGAACACAUACACUAAUGAUCUGCUAGAGCUCACAAGACUGCUGAAUGAAAGACUCUGCUUCUUUCCUUAUUACAGUGACUUUGUCUUUUCUUUCAGUCCUUCGGGAUUUCUGUUUAGGAAGGUUUAUAAAACCUCACAACAGCACACAGCCAAUAUAAUAAAACAAAGAAGAGAGACCCUUCUACGCGAGGAUAAACUGGAUAAAGACCAGCAAAGUAGGCAUCUGGAUUUUUUGGAAAUGCUUCUUGCUUCUCAAGAUGAAAAUGGUCAGGGUCUCUCUGAUGAGGACAUCCGUGCAGAGCUGGAUACAAUUAUAUUUGAAGGACAUAACACAACUGCCAGUGGGAUCUCCUGGAUCUUAUAUUGCAUGGCCAAAUACCCAGAGCACCAGCAUAAAUGCCGGAAGGAGAUCAGGGAGGUGCUUAGGGAGAGAGAUACUUUGCAAUGGAAUGACCUGACUCUGUUUCCCUACACCACAAUGUGUGUUAAAGAAAGUCUGCGACUGUAUUCUCCAAUGCCAAUCCUUACUAGAAGACUCAGCAAACCAAUUUCAUUUUCUGAUGGUCGGUCCUUACCUGAAGGUUGCCUGGUCUCCAUGUGCAUUGAUAGCAUCCAUAGAAACCCUGAGGUCUGGGAAGAUCCAGAGGUGUUUGAUCCAUUGAGGUUCUCCCAUGAAAAUUCUGUGCUCUUGCAUUCUCAUGCAUAUCUUCCAUUUGCAGCAGGACCAAGGAAUUGCAUUGGUCAGAAAUUUGCAAUGAAUGAGAUGACAGUCGCAAUUGCUUUGACCUUAAAUGCCUUUGAGUUGUCACUGGAUCCAUCACAACUACCCAUCAAAGAAGCACUGCUUGUCCUUAAAUCUAAAAAUGGCAUUCACUUGAGGAUCCAAAAACAAACACAAAACAAAUGAAUGGAGGCAAAUCAAACCACACUUCUAUAGUUCUACUAAUGACGAGUCUAUAGUAAUGGAAUUCAGGGUUCUGUUUCUAGAAAUGCCAGCUGAGACUAGCUUUGGCAUUGCUGUCAAAUACAAUUUUAUUGUAAGCAACUUUCCAUUAUACAUUUAAUUGUAAUUGUAAAUGUUUUUGCAGUUAUUUCUGUUCACUGUUUCUGUUCACUGCAUUAAUGGAGAAGGAAAGUCUUCGUGCACUUGGGGGUUCAGAAUGUUAGGCACCCCAAGUGAUUGUACUUACUUACCAGCAGAAAACUGCACCUGCCCAUGUCCUCUUACAUCUUCCACUUUCUUCGCGCGACUGCGCAUGCGCAGUAGAACGAAAAGCUGAAUUUUAACGAAAAAGUCGGCUAUUUUGUUCAAAAGCGCAUGUGUUUGGCCCAGGAUAUUUCAAAAAAGAAGAAGCUGGAAGAGAAACGCUCUGUGGUGCUUGCUAGAAUAACCCCCAGCCCUAUAGGAGCACAAUCAAGUAAGUAAAUACAAUCACUUGGGGGUCAGAACUAGUAGUGCAAAGAACAGAAAGUGGCAGACAACUUCCAUUAGCAUUUACAUUUACAAAUAACUUUAAAGCCAUUGAAAAUGUUAAUCUAACGUAUAUUGGAAAGUUGGGUAGAAUUAUUAAACAAAAACACCUGUUUAAAGCCUGGAAAUAAAUUAUAUCAAA
Xenopus laevis (African clawed frog) is the source of this 2529-nucleotide messenger RNA. RefSeq names its product cytochrome P450 4B1-like. The record is from RefSeq and is a predicted model, not a curated record. NCBI's taxonomy places the organism in Eukaryota, Metazoa, Chordata, Amphibia, Anura, Pipidae. The transcript has 12 exons. The coding region runs from base 285 to 1823 and encodes 512 amino acids.